UUGAUAUUUUAAACUUCUUUGUUCGUCCGUCGUCGUAUGUGUUAUUAAAUCCAUGUCAGUCUGAAGAGUGGCUUCGCUGAAUAUUCAAUAUUUCAAUGACGCUUAACUAAAUAAUGGCACCAUAUUAUGCAGUUGUUUUCCGGCAAAGCCGAACGGGCACCGUGGCCACUAAUUGGCCUACAGCCCAAAAAUGGCGCGAUUCAAGUAUCAAUAGUUUCUGCAAAAAGUUUAGUACCCAAGAAGAAGCUGUCAAAUACUUAGAAAAUUUAGGUCAUGCGGUUAUGUACUUCAAUGAUGAUCCACCGUAUUCAAAUUCUAAUAAAAACAAAGAUUUUAAUGUGUUGAAGAACUACAUAAACGAAAUUGAUGUUACUUUUAAGAAAAUGUUUCAAUUCACAGAUCAACUUAAAAAUCAAUUAAGUUACACAUCUAAGUUACAAGCAUUAAACAUAUCUGUAAUCGAACAUUUAAAUGGAAUCGUUGGAGAGCUUGAAACAUCCGAAACUACUAAUAGCAGUACAAGUAACAAUAAACGGAAAAGGGAAAACGACAGAGUACUUGUUGAUCUGGAUGUUGCAAAAAAAAACUUAAUUUAUAACUCAAACAAUGAAGUUGUUUGCUACAUUGAUGGUGUUCUAAAUCCAGUAGAAAACAAUCAUGUGUUGGCAGUUUCUGGAGUAUAUUUUGCUGAUAAUCAUCCUUAUAACCUGCAUUCCAAAGUGCCAUCAAGCCAAACGUUAGCUAAUGCUAAAAUAUAUGGUGCUCUUUUAGCAAUAUGUCAAGUCCAACAACUUGGCAUAAGCAAAAUAAAUAUCCAUACAGAUUCAACAUUUUUGGUGAAUUGUGUCACAAAUUACUUUACAAGGUGGCGUUGUAACGGAUGGCUGAAAAAGAAUAAAGAACCUGUUAAGAACCAGGAAAUGCUCAAAUUAUUGGACUCUAAAUUAGUGUUAAUGAAAAAAGUUUCAUGGACAAUUACGGAUGAAAACGAUACAGACGAAGCAUAUAAAUUAUCUGCAGCCAAGAAUUUAGCACAAAAUGGAAUAUCUAAUGUCUUAAAAUAUUCUAAACCAAAAUAAUAUAUUAUUUUAAGUUACAUUAUUUUUUUAAAAUAAUUUAUUGUUGUUUAAUCUGGUUAAUCUUUAUAUUAUUAAUAUAGUAUUAAUACUAGUUUAUAAUAUUUAUAGUAUUAUUUUUUGAUUAAUACUAUAAA
Adelges cooleyi (spruce gall adelgid) is the source of this 1213-nucleotide messenger RNA. RefSeq lists its product as uncharacterized. The transcript has 8 exons. NCBI's taxonomy places the organism in Eukaryota, Metazoa, Arthropoda, Insecta, Hemiptera, Adelgidae. Gene Ontology annotation, biological process: DNA replication, removal of RNA primer. Gene Ontology annotation, molecular function: nucleic acid binding; RNA-DNA hybrid ribonuclease activity. Bases 114 to 1079 code for a protein of 321 amino acids. The record is from RefSeq and is a predicted model, not a curated record.